This is a messenger RNA of Kuraishia capsulata CBS 1993, 885 nucleotides long. RefSeq lists its product as uncharacterized. The record is from RefSeq and is a predicted model, not a curated record. The transcript has 2 exons. Gene Ontology annotation, molecular function: catalytic activity. NCBI's taxonomy places the organism in Eukaryota, Fungi, Ascomycota, Pichiomycetes, Pichiales, Pichiaceae. Bases 1 to 885 code for a protein of 294 amino acids.
AUGGGGUUCAAGAGGCUGAUAAGAUUCGAGGCCAAGGACGGCAAUACCUACCACGGUGAUGCAAUUCUUCCCGAGGGAUCUAUUGAUGUGUAUGAGGCUAAGACUGCAUAUGUUAUCCUGGGAAAUGUGCUUAGCAAAGACUAUGUGAUCACAAACCAUAUUGCUGAAAUCUCCAAGUUAUUAUCUCCACUGAGUGAGUCUCAGAUCCCAAGUUUGCGCUGCGUUGGAAUGAACUACAUCAAACACGCAAUUGAGCUGAAAAUGGAGAUUCCAAAAUACCCGGUGCUAUUUUUCAAGCCAACUUCAGCCGUGGUUGGGCCAUCGGAUCCAAUUAUUGUCCCUGCCGCAUGUCAGAUGCCACCAGCCAAAGUUGACUACGAAGUGGAAAUGGCUAUUGUCAUCGGUAAAACGGGGAAGAACAUUCCAGUUGAAGAGGCACACGAGUAUAUUAUGGGUUACACCAUUGGUAACGAUGUGAGUCAAAGAACUUGGCAGAUGGACAGAGGUGGAACUCAGUUUGGCGUGGGGAAAAUGUUUGAUAAUUUCGCUCCUUUGGGUCCUUCAAUUGUCUCCAGUGAAGUUUUGCCAGAUGCAAACAAUUUGCAUAUCACAUCGAAGGUUAAUGGUGAAAUUAGACAGGAUUCUCGCACAUCUGACAUGAUCUUCACCACCUCUGAGGUUGUUUCUUUCAUGUCUAUUGGAACGACGUUACGUCCCGGUGAUGUAAUCUUCACCGGAACUCCCUCUGGAGUUGCAGUAGGAUUGGAGCACACUCCUUGGUUAAAAGACGGAGAUGAGGUUGAGUUCGAGAUCGAGAAUAUUGGAGUUCUUAGAAAUAAGCUGGUGUUCGAGAACAACCCAGCCUUGACGGCUAAAUACAUUUAG